UACACGGAGGGUGCGAGCUGUAUGUUCUGACAGGUCUGCGCUGGUUGAUAUUCUUCAUUUUAACACUUGAUAGCUAUUUCUGAAUGCGGACAGAGAUGUGUGGAACGACUCUGCAUGAGAUGGUGCAGAAAGCGGCAGUUCAUCACAGCAACAGGAUCGCCGUUACUUUUGACAGCUGUGCGGCGGUGGGCUGCGUGUCCCGCACCUACAGCGAGCUUCUGUCCGCUGCGGAGGAGUUAACCAGACUGCUGAGGAUCCGCGAUCGCCGGCAGGAGAGGUUGUUUGGGCUCUACUGUCAGCCAGGUAUUAACCUCCCACACUGGAUCCUAGGCAUCCUGCAGGUCCCAGCUGCUUAUGUCCCCUUGGAUCCUGAUGCUCCUCCCCUUCUGUCCGUCAGAGUCAUGGAGCAGAGCAAGCUGACAUUCGCUGUUGUACAGAGCCAUCUCACACAGAACUUCCUGAGCUCCUUUACCCCCCACCUGCCUUUGGAGGUCUGUGAAGUGUGGCAAACUCAGGACCUGACACUUGUGAAAAUACUGCAUGAGUCUGACACUGAUAGCCAAGAAGCAGCUGGAGAGGAAGAACAUGGCCAGGGUGAGCAGCCCCCCUCAGAGCCCUGCUCUCUGCCUGCAGAGAUGGGCAUUGGCAGGCAGGGGGCACUGGCCUAUGUGCUGCACACCUCUGGAACUACUGGGGUUCCCAAGACAGUCAGAGUACCACAUCAGUGCAUUGUACCCAACAUCCUGCAUCUCAGAUCUCUUUUUCAGGUGACAGCAGAUGAUGUCAUAUUCAUGGCCUCGCCCCUGACCUUUGACCCCUCAGUGGUGGAGAUGUUUUUGGCUCUGUCAUCAGGGGCAUGUCUGCUGAUGGUCCCCACAGUUAUUAAAAAGGUUCCCAGCAGGCUGGCCACUGUUCUGUUCACACACCACAAGACAACAGUUUUACAGGCCACGCCCACCGUGCUGCAGCGGUUUGGGGGGCGUGUCUUGCGGACCACUGUGUUGUGUGCAUCCUCCUCCCUGCGGGUCCUCGCUCUAGGUGGCGAAGUGUGUCCCUCUGUACCUGUGCUCCUCAGUUGGAGGGAGGAGGGGAACUCCACACGCAUCUUCAACCUGUACGGCACCACCGAGGUGUCCUGCUGGGCCACCUGCUACCAGCUGCAGCUGGAGGCUGGGAAUGAUGUCUCUGUUCCCUUGGGGACGCCACUGAUGGGUACUGUUGUAGAGGUUCGAGAUGAGGGCGGUGGUGUGGUCACUCAUGGCAGCGGCCAGGUGUUCAUAGGGGGACACGAGAGGGUGUGCAUCCUUGGCGAUGAGGUUACUGUGGCACCAGGGGCCAUGCGGAGCACCGGGGACUGGGUGGAGGUGAGGGGCUCACACUUGUACUAUCUGGGACGGAGGGACCGGCUGGUCAAACGGCACGGACAGCAGCUGCAUCUGGACGCAUUGCAGCAGACACUGGAGUGUCUGCCUCAGGUGGAGGCCUGUGCAGUGAGUCUGUAUGAGGGCCAAAGGCUGCUUGCCUUUGUGGUGCCUGCCCCCUCCACCAGAGACCUGCAGAGGGACCCUAACUCCAGUGACCCUGCCCCUUCCUACAGUGACAUUGCCCACCCCCCGAGAAGCCUGCAGACAGAGAUACUUGGCAGGCUGUCUCAGCUUCUGCCGUCACACAGCAUCCCAGACACCAUAUUGCUGGUGCUGGCCCUGCCCCUCUCCUCACAUGGGAAGGUGGCCAUGGACGAGCUGAUUCAGGUGUACAAGAGAUGGAGAGCUCGUCAUGUUUCCCAUGAUGCACUGGGAGACAAGGAUGCACUGAGGCAACACCUGCAGAUGCUGUGGAAGGAGGCUCUGGCUCUUGACGGAAGUGCAGAGGUCGAUGAAGAAGCACAUUUUUUGCUCAGUGGGGGGGACUCUCUCCGGUCCCUGCAUCUCUGUGAUGACAUCACUGCGUCUUUGGGUGUGACCCUGCCAGGAAUUCUGGAGGUAAUCCUCAACGGGUCCUUCUCCGACCUGCUCAAUCACGUCGCCAUGGCAACAUUCCAGAAGGAAAACACAGAUAAUACAGCUAACAUACCUCUAACUGAUGCUCUCCCUCAACCCCGAGCCAAGAGGAAACACACUGACCCUCCCCCUCAAACCCAAGCCAAGAGGAAACACACUGACCCUCCCCCUCAAAUGCAGGCCAAGAGGAAUCCACCCGACCAUCUCUCUUCUGAGAGUGUGCAGAGGCGCAUGGGAUUUGUAGUUGUGAGGAGAGCAGGCGAGGUUGUGGAGAUGGGUCAGGAGAGCGCCAAAGAGCUGCUGAAUCACAGAAAUGCCAACCAAAGGACUGAAUCAAAUGCAAACAAAGACCACUCUAACUCAACCGGGGCCAAUGAGAGCAUGGGAGAUGGUGCUGCGGGUUCAUCCCGGCUGGCCCUGCGUGUGCGCUGGCAGUCUGACACAGGCAGGUGUGUAGACGCCUCACCGCUGCUGCUGCUGAGCCGGUGGGGCCAGGAUAUGGUGUAUGUGGGGUCCCACUCCCACCGGCUACAGGCCCUUGAGCUGACCACCGGGAGGCUCCGCUGGGAGCGAGUCUUGGGGGGCCGGAUGGAGUCCUCGGCCGCCGUCACACGCUGUGGAGCACUCAUCGUGAUUGGGUGCUAUGACGGGCAGGUGUACUUCCUCUCCGCGGACAGCGGGGAGACUCACUGGGUGUUUGGGACGGAUGACGCAGUGAAGAGCAGCGCCACAGUGGACCCCCUGACCGGCCUGGUUCUGCUCGGCUCCCAUGAUGCUCAUGUUUACGCUCUGGACCCGGAGGGCCGGCACUGUGUGUGGAAGCGGCAGUGUGGGGGUGGAGCUGUGUUCUCCUCUCCAUGCCUCCACCAGUCUCUCAGACAGCUGUAUGUCGCUACGCUGGGCGGACAGCUGCUGUCGCUAAGGCCAGUGCGUAAGAAACUCCCGACAACACUGUAAAACUCCAAACCACACUAUCAAACAUUCAACCAUGCUGUAACACUCUCAACCACCCUGUAACACUCCCAACCACACUAUCAAACACCCAACAGCACUGUAACACUCCCAACCACCCUGUAACACUCCCAACCGGAGUGUACCGCUCCCCACCAUGCUGGUACUUAAAACCACUGUUGUUUCUUAUAUAUUUCAGCAAAUAACAGGAAGUAAGAGUACAUUUACAUUUACAUUUAUUCAUUUGGCAGAUGCUUUAAUCCAAACCGACUUACAAGUAAGGCAGAGUACAACACAAGCAAAAG
This is a messenger RNA of Megalops cyprinoides (Indo-Pacific tarpon), 3256 nucleotides long. RefSeq names its product aminoadipate-semialdehyde dehydrogenase (gene aasdh). The transcript has 12 exons. Gene Ontology annotation, biological process: amino acid activation for nonribosomal peptide biosynthetic process. The record is from RefSeq and is a predicted model, not a curated record. The coding region runs from base 84 to 2957 and encodes 957 amino acids. NCBI's taxonomy places the organism in Eukaryota, Metazoa, Chordata, Actinopteri, Elopiformes, Megalopidae. Gene Ontology annotation, molecular function: protein binding.